AUGAGAAAACCCAUGAGAGAAUGGGACGUUAGGGUUGAAGCUCACGGCUGGAACCUGAUACGUGACACGUGGGACCUGCGGCGCUGGGAGUUCGACGUGGUGCUGACCCGUCUUCACGCUGAGUUCGGUGUCUCCCCCUUCUUCGAGGUCACGGUGGUGCCCGACCCGCGCAGGGAGGGCCUGAAUAUCAUUAAGCUCUUACCGUCGGGAUUCUCAUUGCCUCACCGUAGUUAUUACGACCGUAUGCCCAACAACCCGGUAGAGCAAGCCUACAAACAAUACAUUAAGGACACGGUUAAACUCUUCGAUGCCAGCGGACCCGACGCCCUUGAGUUCGCCGCCCUCCUCUACCACUACGAGAGUCGAAUCGCCGAGAUCACGCCUUCAGAGAGCAUCCUUCGGGAUCCCCUGUCUUCGAACCAUCUCAUCUCCAUCGGGGAACUCUCGCAGAUCGCUCGUAGUGUCCCAUGGCUGGAUCUCCUGAGGAACAUCUUUCCCAACAGUAAAUUAGAUCACAGGACAGACGUGUUGGUUGUGUCUCGAGAAUACUUCAGUGACCUUUCUGAACUUAUCUCGACGACAGAUAGAAGCCUCUUGAAUAACUAUCUCAUCUUCAGCUUCGUGACAGCUUUCAUGCCAUAUCUGUCCGCUGAUAACAAAAGAGUAUUGGAUCUUUACCACAGGGAGUUUACAGGCGUCCAAGAACCGAUGGAAAGGUGGGAGUUCUGUAUACAAACGACAAACAAAUUCUUCAGCUUCGGCCUCGGUUCUCUCUACGAAAGGUCGCCAGGCAGACUGAGGGUUCGACAACGAAACGAUUAUGUUCUGCACAAGAUCUUCAAUCAAAUUCGCUACACUUUCGCGAAUAACUUAGCUAACAGCCGAUGGUACCCGCUGGAAGUAAAGGCUCAGUUGACAUCAAAGCUCAAUAACAUGACGCUAGCAGUGGGUUAUCCGAACCGCCUGUUGGAUCUCGGUGUCAUAAACGCGUAUUACGAAGACUACACCAUUUUCAUUAAGGAUUUCUUCCAAAACUUGCAGGACUCCAUCCGAAACGCCCAACGCCAGCUGGAGAUGAAACUGAUCGAGCCGAUGCCAGAGUCGAAGUGGAUGGACGCGCUUUCGGAGGAGUCGGUGUCGUAUAUUCACGAGGCGAACAAAAUCGUGAUUCCGCCGCACCUUCUAAAUCCGCCGCUCUUCCACCGCAAUUAUCCCAUGCUUUAUUCAAUUACCCAAAUUAAUCCUCUUACAAUGUAUUCAUUCCUCUUCCUGUAA
Molecule: messenger RNA, 1275 nt
Organism: Penaeus chinensis
Lineage: Eukaryota; Metazoa; Arthropoda; Malacostraca; Decapoda; Penaeidae
Product: endothelin-converting enzyme 2-like
Exons: 12
Coding region: 1-1275 (424 amino acids)
Biological process (GO): protein processing
Cellular component (GO): plasma membrane
Molecular function (GO): metalloendopeptidase activity
Source: RefSeq, a predicted model, not a curated record